Molecule: messenger RNA, 474 nt
Organism: Cornus florida
Lineage: Eukaryota; Viridiplantae; Streptophyta; Magnoliopsida; Cornales; Cornaceae
Exons: 1
Coding region: 1-474 (157 amino acids)
Source: RefSeq, a predicted model, not a curated record
AUGGAGUCAGUUACUGAAAAAUCAAAUGAUUCUGGAAAGAUCCAAGGAUCAAAUGACGACCCAUUCAUCAUCCACCACUCUGAUAAUCCAACGGCAAUACUAGUUUCUCCACUUCUUUCUGGAGACAAUUAUGGGACAUGGUGUCGUGCCAUGACCAUGGCACUUCGUGCGAAAAAUAAAUUUGGGUUUGUGGAUGGCUCAAUUCAAACACCCACAAGUACUAGUGACUUGCAUCACUGGGAGCGAUGCAACAACUUGGUUAGUUCUUGGAUACUCAACUCCACGGACGCUGAAAUCCGUGCAAGCAUGCUCUAUGCCGACACUGCCAAAGAGAUUUGGCUUGAUCUUCGUGACAGAUUCAUUCAGACAAAUGCACCAAAGGUGUAUCAAUUGAAGCAAUCCAUUGAUUCUUGUACACAAGGUGAUUCCUCUGUUUCUACUUAUUUUACAAAGUUAAAAGGCUUUAUGGGAUGA